AUGACCAUUGCUCCGAUCAGCAGCCUCGCGACAGCAGCAGCGGCGAUGUCGCGGUGGGGGAGGCUGCCACCGAGUAAAAUAAAGGGUGAGAAGGAUGGAGAGAUGAGAGUUGUAGGAUUUGCAUUUGGAGACGGCCAUCAACUAUGCGGGGUAAAUUCCACGAAUAUACUGCUUCUGUCUUACUCCCACUGGUCGGGGGAUCGGAAGCACGGGUACGGUGUGAAGCAUUACAGCAAUGGCGAUUACUACGAGGGGCAGUGGGAGAGGAAUUUGCAGGACGGGCGCGGGAGGUAUGUGUGGAGCAACGGGAAUGAGUACAUCGGUGAGUGGAAAAACGGAAUCAUCCACGGGAGAGGCGUUUUGGUGGCAAACACGCAUGAGACUCAUGCGUGUUUGUUAAAAGACGCGAGACGGUGA
This is a messenger RNA of Salvia splendens (bonfire salvia), 417 nucleotides long. Its product is annotated as phosphatidylinositol 4-phosphate 5-kinase 3-like. NCBI's taxonomy places the organism in Eukaryota, Viridiplantae, Streptophyta, Magnoliopsida, Lamiales, Lamiaceae. Bases 1 to 417 code for a protein of 138 amino acids. The record is from RefSeq and is a predicted model, not a curated record. The transcript has 3 exons.